AUGGAUGAGACGCAACCAGAUCAAGAUGGAAACACCCCGACCAUAGAACCCAUCCGUUUCCGCGCCGGGAAAAAGAGAAAGGCCUACCGCCAACGGGCUACGGAAGACGAAAGCCAUGAUAUAGCGACGAUUCCUGCUCCGUCCGUCCUGCCAAGCGCGUCGAAGCUGGGGGAUGGCGAGCCUGGAAGAGAUGUAGAUGAUGCCAGCGCAGAAGUACAACCAAGAGAUCUCGAAAUGGAGGACGGCAAUGGCGAUGGCAAUGGCGAUGAUGGCGACGAUCUGGCGGCCGGGGAAUCAGCCGUAGCAGCUGCGUUGCGCCUCCGCAAUGCGCGCCGGGCAGGACGUCGAGGAGGUGUAGGCUUCCGCUCAGAAGGACGAAACCAGGACGACGAAGAUGCAGAUGCAGAGCAUGCACUGGUGCUCCGAGACGCCGACAAGGACGCCGCCAUUGCGCACGACCGCAUCGUCGGCGGCAUCACCAACCGCUUCAUGCACCAGACCGGCCUCCUCACCAUCCUCGACGACAAACACAUGAAUGCAUACAUAGAAUCCCGCCUCGCUAGCCGCUCCGCCGACCCCCAUGGCGCAUCUUCCUCAUCACAGCCCUCCUCCUCGCAGUCCGCGAACCAGGGCCCUCUCGCCGGCGACGCCAACCAGCAGGACAAGUGGCGCGACCAGCCCACCCGCCACGGCAAGCUCGUCGAGGUCGACAUGGCCAACCUCGACAACGGCGCAAACACGAAUACUGGCAACAACAACAACAUCAACGGCCAUGCCGGCAGCAAGCGCCGCCGCGUCGAAAAGGAUGCCGCCAAACCGCCUCCUCGCCGCGGCCGCAACCGCCGCAACAGCCAAGACAUUGCGCGCGACGCCCUCGUCGAGCAAUUCCUCCACGAAAAUCGCCUCGACGUCUACAAUGUCCCCUCUUCCUCAACACCAACAGCUUCCUCCCGCCCCGGCGCGGAUCCCUCCGCCGACGACCGCCUCGCCGAAGAGUUCCGGCAGCAGUACUACGACGAGCAGGCCAUGCGCCGCAAGAAGAAGCGUCCCGUGCAGCAGCAGCAGCAACAGAAGCAACAGACGGGCGAUGUUCUCAAGGGCCCCAAACUGGGUGGCAGCAGGAACCAGAGAGCUGCCGUAAGGGACAUGUUGCUGCAGCAGGAGAAGGAGAAGAGAGGCAAGUAA
Trichoderma virens Gv29-8 is the source of this 1185-nucleotide messenger RNA. RefSeq lists its product as uncharacterized. Lineage: Eukaryota; Fungi; Ascomycota; Sordariomycetes; Hypocreales; Hypocreaceae. Gene Ontology annotation, cellular component: spliceosomal complex. Bases 1 to 1185 code for a protein of 394 amino acids. The record is from RefSeq and is a predicted model, not a curated record. Gene Ontology annotation, biological process: mRNA splicing, via spliceosome. The transcript has 3 exons.